AUGGUGGGCUUGAGAAUGGAUUUCAGCAUGCUCCUGGAGCCUCUGGGCUUUGUUAAGGUCCUUGAAUGGGUUCUUGCCAUCUUUGUUUUUGCCACAUGUGGAGGCUUUCAUGGUGAAACUGCUCUUCUAGUUUCCUGCAAAGAUGUGGUAAACAAAACAAUUACAGCUACUUUUGCUUAUCCAUUCAGGUUGAAUACUGUUGUAUUUAGUGCACCAGACCCAAAAGGCUGUGGUGGUACUUGGACUGAUGUCCACCUCGUGGGCAACUUCUCCUCUCCUGCACAGUUCUUUGUUACACUGGCAGCGUUGGUGUUCCUCUACUGCAUUGCUGCCCUGGUGGUGUAUAUUGGAUAUAACCAUGUGUAUCAGCAAAAUAACAAGUUUCCACUCACUGACCUGGCAAUCAGUGUCUUGACAGCUUUUCUGUGGCUGGUCAGUACUUUUGUUUGGGCAAAGGUGCUUGCUGACAUCAAGGUGUCCACAGGAGCCAGCAUUAUUCCUGCAAUUGAACCCUGCAAAGCACCAGGAACAACUUGCCAUUUUCUUUCUGUGACUAGCAUGGGAACUCUGAAUGUGUCUGUGGUGUUUGGCUUGCUUAAUAUGAUUUUAUGGGCAGGAAAUGUUUGGCUUUUAUACAAGGACACCAACUUGCACAACCAAUGGAACAGAAUUUCUGAUAGUCCAACUGAAGGAGUAUAAAAACAAGUUGAUAUUUUGAAGCACUUUCACAUCACACUACCAAGAGCCAUUAGGAUUCAUUUCAAUAAUAACUGCUAACUCAUAAAACU
Molecule: messenger RNA, 788 nt
Organism: Catharus ustulatus (Swainson's thrush)
Lineage: Eukaryota; Metazoa; Chordata; Aves; Passeriformes; Turdidae
Gene: SYPL1
Product: synaptophysin like 1
Exons: 5
Coding region: 1-699 (232 amino acids)
Cellular component (GO): synaptic vesicle; synaptic vesicle membrane
Source: RefSeq, a predicted model, not a curated record